Linum trigynum is the source of this 645-nucleotide messenger RNA. The record is from the annotation of a GenBank genome assembly. Lineage: Eukaryota; Viridiplantae; Streptophyta; Magnoliopsida; Malpighiales; Linaceae.
GUCGAUCCCUCUCACUAAAUUCUCUGUUGGAGUCGCGAACAGCUCUUUUUCUUCCUCUGUGGCAACGACGAGGUAUGAAUCUCUGUGAAAAUUGAAUCCUUUGGAUUUCCUGAUUUGUUCUUCUCCAUCUAUCUCAGUUUUGGGGGAAAUGCGAAGCUUUCUGAUCGAAAAAUUGGGGAAUCUUUUUUGAUUGGAAUAUAUAGGGGCGAAGGUUGAAGGAUGGCGAGCAGUUCGGUGGACGAGGCCGGAAAUCCGAUCCCAACAUCGGCGGUGCUGAUGUCGGCGUCGAAGCACAUUGGGCAGAGAUGCUUUAGCGAGAAUUUGGAAUUCAUUAAGUGCAAGCAGCAGGAUCCUAACCCAGAGAAAUGCCUCGAUAAAGGGAGGCAAGUCACUCGCUGCGUCUUGGGCCUGCUGAAAGAUUUACACCAGAGGUGCACGACACAAAUGGACAAUUACGUUGGCUGCAUGUACUACAACACAAACGAGUUUGAUCUGUGCCGCAAGGAGCAACAAGCAUUUGAGAAAGAGUGCCCGCUGUAGUGAUUCAAUCCAGCCACAAAACGUGGAUCUUUGAUUCCCUCCCCCCCUGCUUAGUUCAAUAAUAUGUAAAUGGCAUUCCGCCAUGAACAAAAUUGAAUGGUUUCG